AUGCCACCACCGCCACCACCGCCGCGACCCUCUUUCGGGGCGGGUGGGCAAAUCCCUCUCCCGCCCAAGAGACCCUUGCCGCCUCAGCUCUGGUCCACCCGAACCCUCCUCUUCCUCUCGACUGCCGUGGGGGGAUGUACCUUCCUCAUCGGACUGCAGUCUGGAUUCAAUGCUGGAAAGCGCGAGGGCAUCGCAUCAGCCGCUCUGACUCACCCAUCACCCGUCUCUCGAGGAAGCCCGUCAGAGCUAGAGGCAGCUAUGCCACCCUCAGACCGGAGAGGAUCUGUAUGA
Microstroma glucosiphilum is the source of this 291-nucleotide messenger RNA. RefSeq lists its product as hypothetical. Lineage: Eukaryota; Fungi; Basidiomycota; Exobasidiomycetes; Microstromatales; Microstromataceae. The record is from RefSeq and is a predicted model, not a curated record. The transcript is spliced from 2 exons. Bases 1 to 291 code for a protein of 96 amino acids.